AUGUGGAGGGAGAGGACAGGAGUCAAGUUCCCCCGUGUCGCCGUUCUCAUCCCUGUCACUUCCCAUGGUUUCCGCUGGAAGGGCAUCGAAGAGGUCCCUCUGAUCAGGUUCUGCCUCCCGUCGAUCAGCCAGACGGCCGAGCUGGGGUAUGACUAUGCGGUGUACAUGGGGUAUGACGUGGGGGACUUGUUCUUCGACAACCAGCAGGUCCUCCAGCAGAUCAAGGUUCACUUCGAAACCCAAAUCCGCAACCCCAACCUCCAGCGCGGAGUCGAGAUGCAACUAGCCGUGCUGGGGUUUGAGAACUUGCUGAAGAAGCCAGGCCCCGUCUUCAACUUUCUCUCCUCCUCGGCGGCUCUGGACGGGGCAGACUACAUCUACCGCAUCAACGACGACACUGAGUUCAGAACCGCGUGGACCUCGUCCUACAUCCGUACUCUGCUCUCCUUUAAGCCUCCCAACGUGGGGGUGGUGGGACCCACGUGCCGGGAAGGGAACGAGAGGAUCCUGACACAUGACUUCGUGCACGUCACGCACCUGCACAUCUUCGGGGUCCACUACCCCCCCGUGCUCAUGGACUGGUGGAUGGACGACUGGAUCUCCAGCGUGUACCCAGCUGAGAACUUCCGCAAGCUGAGAACGGUGCUGGUGACUCACCAC
Molecule: messenger RNA, 660 nt
Organism: Guillardia theta CCMP2712
Lineage: Eukaryota; Cryptophyceae; Pyrenomonadales; Geminigeraceae
Exons: 1
Source: RefSeq, a predicted model, not a curated record